This is a messenger RNA of Trachymyrmex cornetzi, 1232 nucleotides long. Its product is annotated as N-acetyltransferase 9-like protein. The transcript has 10 exons. Gene Ontology annotation, molecular function: N-acetyltransferase activity. Gene Ontology annotation, cellular component: membrane. The record is from RefSeq and is a predicted model, not a curated record. NCBI's taxonomy places the organism in Eukaryota, Metazoa, Arthropoda, Insecta, Hymenoptera, Formicidae. The coding region runs from base 19 to 1131 and encodes 370 amino acids.
UAAUUGUUGCCAAUAAUUAUGAGAAAAAAUAUGAAUACUCAUAUCAAUGGAACAAAUAUCAUUUUGGUACCGUAUCAAGAAAAGCAUGUUAUAAAAUAUCAUGAAUGGAUGAAAAAUCCUAUUCUGCAGUACUUGACGAGUUCCGAGCCGUUGACGCUGGAGGAGGAAUUCAAGAUGCAGAAACGUUGGUUGGAGGACGAGGAUAAAUGCACUUUUAUCAUAUUGGACAAACAUGUCUACCUGACAACCAAAAAUGAAAUAGAUGCUAUGGUGGGAGAUACAAAUUUAUUUCUGCACGACUCACAGGGACUGUGCGUCGCUGAAAUAGAAAUUAUGAUAGCUGAGGAAGCUAAUCGAGGCAAAAGAAGAGGCUGGGAAUCUAUUAUAUUAAUGUUACUCUAUGGCGCUGAGACGCUAAACAUUAACAAAUUCUGCGCCAAAAUCAAAUUAGACAAUGCAGUGAGCAUAAGAAUGUUUGAGAAACUUGGUUUCCGAGAGAAAAGACCCUUGUUGUUUAAUUCAAUGGUGUAUGGUUUCUUCUAUACGAGCGCCGAGUUUAUCCGACAGAGUUUUACUAAGAUGUCAAAGCCGAUACAGCUUAUUACCGUAGACCCUGAAAAUUCUUCUAACAUCAAAGGACCGGUAUUAAUCCAAAUACAAAAACUUUGCGAGAUGUUGGAUCUCGUAGAUAAAAAUUCUAAUUCUGCAACUUACAACUGGCCGCAAUUGAAAAGAUACGCGAUCUUUGGUUGCCUCUUAGCUGGACCAAUACUACAUGGAUGGUACAAAUGGCUGGAUACGUUUUAUAGUGGAAAAUCCACCAAGAUCGUAUUAAAGAAACUUUUUGUAGACCAAUUUAUCUUAACACCGCCAUUAAUUAUCUUGUUCUUUAUCAGUAUGAGUUUAAUGGAAGCUAAAUCAGAUCUCCUUCAAGAAUGCAAAAUUAAAUUCGUACACACUUUCCAGACUUCAUGCGGAUAUUGGUUGCCAGUGCAAUUUGUGAACUUUUUAUUAAUUCCGCCAUCUUUUCGAGUGACAUAUGUCAGUAUUGCUGCUUUCUGUUGGGUCAAUAUUCUAUGUUAUUUAAAAAAUUUACCUGUUUCUGAACACAAGCAGAAAAUAAAGUACUGAAAUCUUUCACACAAAUACAUACCCAUGCAUGUACCUGAAUGAUCAAUUAUUAUUAAGAUAUUCAUUAACGAACAAUGUCCCCUUUUUUACUCUAUAAUCUA